CGCUUUUUAACGCUAUAUCUCGCGAGAAGUUGAAUGACCGCAAACGUCAUUGACCCUGUCUCUAUGUUUUUGCACCCUCGCUGAGCUGCAGACUGCAAGGGAAUCGCUACCAAAAUGAACAGAGCCUUUAACAAAACGAACCUGAAACAUUUAACGGGUCUCCUGCAAAGGUUUCAAAGCACCUUGGUAGUGGCAGAGCACAACAAUGACAAGUUGACCCCAAUUACUCUGAACACCAUCACUGCUGCCAGUAAACUGGGUGGAGAUGUGUCUUGUCUGGUUGCUGGGACAAACUGUUCAAAGGUUGUGGAGGAAAUCAGCAAAAUACAGGGUGUUAAGAAAGUUCUGGUGGCCCAGCAUGAUUCCUACAAAGGUGCUCUGCCAGAGGAAUUGACUCCACUAAUCCUGGAAACACAAAAACAGUUCAAUUUCACCCACAUCUGUGCUGGUGCAUCAGCUUUUGGAAAGAACUUGCUCCCUAGAGUUGCAGCCAAGUUGGAUGUAGCCCCUAUUUCUGAUAUUAUUGAGAUCAAGUCCCCAGACACUUUUGUCCGUACCAUCUAUGCAGGUAAUGCUCUUAGCACUGUGAAAUGUGAUGAAGCAGUCAAAGUGUUCACUGUCAGAGGGACGUCCUUUGAGGCGGCUUCCCCAGGAGGAGGAAGUGCCACAUCAGAGGAAGUUGCUGCAACUUCACCUGUUGCUAUCUCUGAGUGGCUGGAGCAGAACCUGACAAAGAGUGACCGUCCAGAGCUGACAAGUGCUAAAACUGUGAUAUCAGGAGGAAGAGGCUUGAAAAGCGGAGAUAACUUCAAACUGCUUUAUGACCUCGCUGACAAACUGAAUGCUGCAGUUGGUGCAUCCCGAGCUGCAGUGGAUGCUGGGUAUGUUCCCAAUGACAUGCAGGUUGGACAGACUGGCAAAAUUGUAGCACCGGAUUUGUACAUCGCUGUUGGAAUUUCUGGAGCUAUUCAACAUCUAGCUGGAAUGAAAGACAGUAAGGUAAUGUAACUGCAACCAAACAUUUCCCAAUUUUUGUUUUUGAUAAUUGUUUUUCUGCUUUCUUUCAGUCAUCAUACAUUUUUUGAC
Molecule: messenger RNA, 1086 nt
Organism: Cynoglossus semilaevis (tongue sole)
Lineage: Eukaryota; Metazoa; Chordata; Actinopteri; Pleuronectiformes; Cynoglossidae
Gene: etfa
Product: electron transfer flavoprotein subunit alpha
Exons: 10
Coding region: 115-1008 (297 amino acids)
Biological process (GO): fatty acid beta-oxidation using acyl-CoA dehydrogenase
Cellular component (GO): mitochondrion
Molecular function (GO): flavin adenine dinucleotide binding; electron transfer activity
Source: RefSeq, a predicted model, not a curated record